This is a messenger RNA of Cryptomeria japonica (Japanese cedar), 975 nucleotides long. RefSeq names its product glutathione S-transferase U20-like. Gene Ontology annotation, cellular component: cytoplasm. NCBI's taxonomy places the organism in Eukaryota, Viridiplantae, Streptophyta, Pinopsida, Cupressales, Cupressaceae. Gene Ontology annotation, molecular function: glutathione transferase activity. The coding region runs from base 1 to 975 and encodes 324 amino acids. The record is from RefSeq and is a predicted model, not a curated record. The transcript is spliced from 3 exons. Gene Ontology annotation, biological process: glutathione metabolic process.
AUGUUAAUUAGCGAGACCCAAUUAGUCCAUGAGGAGACUGAACAAAUUUUGAAAAAGGUACUCGGUCUGAUUCUGGAUGAAGAGGAAGAAGUUGAGGAAGAUGAACCAGAGAGGUUCGAGGCUGAAGAUCUUCCGAAAGGUGUUAAAAUACCUGAUUUUAAGCCUAAUGAAAUUGUGUUGGAUAAUCAACCAAUGAACACACAAACUGAACCUGAGAUUAUCCAUGAUGAUGAUGAUGAUACCGGUAAUAAUGAUGAUGUUGGUGCUCCUGACAAUAGCUUAAGCGUGGAUAGGUUGAAAGAAGAUAGAGAAGAUGUUAAGCUUUUAACAGCUUGGUUCAGUCUCUAUGGCAUGCGAGUUAUGAUUGGGCUUGAAGAAAAGGGCAUCAGUUAUGAGUAUGUGGAGGAAAAUCUGCGGAAUAAGAGUCCCAUGUUGCUGCAAAUGAAUCCUUUACACAAGAAGAUACCUGUUCUCAUCCAUAACGGCAUGCCUAUUUCAGAAUAUCUCAUUAUUCUUCAGUACAUUGACCACGCUUGGAACUCUCCUCAAACUGCCUUUCUUCCCUCUCAUCAAUAUGACCGAGCUAUUGCACUCUUUUGGACAGAUUUUGUCGAAAAAAAGGUUUGUUUUCAUGGAUUGGAGAUAUUUAGAACCAAAGGAGAAGUACAAGAAGCAGCGAAAAAUGAAUUCCUACAGAAUUUAGCAAUAUUAGAGGGAGAGUUGAAAGGAAAAAAAUACUUUGGUGGAGAUAGGUUUGGAUUGGUGGAUAUAGUGUUUGUACCUAUUAUUUCAUGGUUUGAUGCAUUUGAGAGCUUGGGAAAGUUUACGAUUCAUUUGGAGGAUACAUUCUCAAAUAUUUCGACAUGGAAGAAGAGAUGUUUCGAAAGGGAAAGUGUAAAAAAGGCACUUCCUCCCCAUGAAAAAGUGUUGGCAAUUGCAACUGAAAUUAGAAAAAAUAUAUUAGGUGAGAUUUAG